Molecule: messenger RNA, 883 nt
Organism: Conger conger (European conger)
Lineage: Eukaryota; Metazoa; Chordata; Actinopteri; Anguilliformes; Congridae
Gene: mrpl33
Product: mitochondrial ribosomal protein L33
Exons: 4
Coding region: 86-283 (65 amino acids)
Biological process (GO): translation
Cellular component (GO): mitochondrion; ribosome
Molecular function (GO): structural constituent of ribosome
Source: RefSeq, a predicted model, not a curated record
GGAAAAUGUUCCCUUUAACCCGGAAGUUGAUUGACUGUCAGCGUCGCAUGUUAUCGAUGUAGUUUGUUAGGAACAUCUUUUCAAAAUGUUUCUCACUGCGGUAAACUUGGCCAAGAGCAAGUCGAAGACUGUCUUGGUGCAGAUGAUGAGCGCCGCUGGUACGGGCUACUGCUUCAACACUAAAAAGAACCGUCUGCUGGAUAAAAUUGUGAUCCGGAAACAUGACCCCAUAGUGAAUAAGCAUGUCCUUUUCCACGAGAAGAGGAAGAUACGGUCCAUUUAAAACGGACGGUGAAGUGGCUGGAGAUCGUGCUGUGUGAGGGAGAACGGCUCAGUUCGGAUGACGCCUGGGUGCAUCUCCCGGGGACAGAUGGACCAGGACACAGACUGGCAGAGACUUACAGGGAUGAGUCCACGGCACAAACGUCCAGCGAUACUCACAAAUAUAAACUCUCCGCAAUCGGGUGCUCAGUGAAAGUACCACCAUGCACUGCUGAAGUCCUGCUUCCAUUCCCUCAACAGGCCUUUCAACAUUCUGUGUAUUACUCUUCAAUGAAUUUGUGCUUAAUUCUGACUAACAGUUAAAAACUAGAAUAUUUUUCUUGUCUUCACAAAGACAGUUUAGUGAGUUAAGACAUGCCAAACUCCUUCAGAGUUGAGGACAAAUGUUUGAAUACAGGCCUUAGGGUAUUUUUACGCUUUGUAAACAUUUGAGUACAACACACUGGUCUCCUAUGAAUAGUUCACGUCUGGCCAUACUGUAAGUCCUGGUUCAGAUGCAGAGAUCUGGGGUAAAAAUAAUGUAUAGUAGUACUUCCUGCAUUGUUUAAUACUCUUGUACUUAAGUUUCACUUCUCACAAUAAAGCAGUGAUACCUCACGAA